Messenger RNA from Haliaeetus leucocephalus (bald eagle), 1164 nucleotides. RefSeq names its product post-GPI attachment to proteins 3 (gene PGAP3). Gene Ontology annotation, cellular component: endoplasmic reticulum membrane. Gene Ontology annotation, molecular function: hydrolase activity, acting on ester bonds. Lineage: Eukaryota; Metazoa; Chordata; Aves; Accipitriformes; Accipitridae. The transcript has 9 exons. Gene Ontology annotation, biological process: GPI anchor biosynthetic process. The record is from RefSeq and is a predicted model, not a curated record. Bases 1 to 1164 code for a protein of 387 amino acids.
AUGGUCGGGGCCUGCACGGCCCACCCCGAGGCAGAGGCAGACCAGGCCGUGCUGCCGCCGGGCUCUGUCCUGGCCCCGAACCUCAUAGGCCUCCGGGGUCCCCGCACACAGCCCCCCUCCGCCGGGGCCCGGCAGCCCACCCGGGACGCGCUGUGCGCGGGUUGGGGGGAUAUAUCCCAUGAGCCUCUGCAGAGCGUGCCGAGGGAGGAUAUAUCCCAUGAGCCUCUCGCCCUGGGGGACUGUAUCCCGUCAUCCCGCGGCCCGGCCCGGGGCUCGCAGGGGGACCGGGAGCCGCUGUACCGCGAGUGCCUGGGCCGCUGCGAGCGGCAGAACUGCUCGGGGGCGGCGCUGCGGCACUUCCGCGCCCGCCAACCCCUCUACAUGGGCCUGACAGGCUGGACCUGCCGCGAUGACUGCAAGUACGAGUGCAUGUGGCUGACGGUGCGGCUCUACGUCCAGGGCGGCCACAGGGUGCCCCAGUUCCAUGGCAAGUGGCCCUUCUCGCGGUUCCUGUUCUUCCAGGAGCCGGCCUCCGCCUUCGCCUCCUUUCUCAACGGCCUGGCCAGCUUCGUCAUGCUGCUGCGCUACAAAGCUGCCGUCCCCCCGGCCUCCCCCAUGUACCCCACCUGCGUCGCCUUUGCCUGGGUCUCCUUAAACGCCUGGUUCUGGUCCACCGUUUUCCACACGAGGGACACGGCUGUGACGGAGAAACUGGACUAUUUCUGCGCUUCGGCCGUCAUCCUGCACUCCGUGUACCUGUGCUGCGUCAGGACGAUGGGGCUGCAGCGGCCAGCCUUAAUCAGCAUCUUCAGGGCCUUCCUCCUCCUCUUCCUCGCCUGCCACAUCUCCUACCUGACCCUCGUCCGCUUCGACUACGGCUACAACAUGGCCGCGAACGCGGCGAUCGGGCUCCUCAACCUGGCGUGGUGGUUGCGGUGGUGCCUGCGGAACCGCCCACGCCUGCCCCACGUCUGGAAGUGCGCGGCCGUGGUGCUGCUGCUGCAAGCGCUGGCGCUGCUGGAGCUCCUCGAUUUCCCCCCCCUCUUCUGGGUGCUGGACGCCCACGCGCUCUGGCACAUCGGCACCAUCCCCCUCAACGUCCUCUUCUAUAGGGUGCUGGGUGACCCUCUCUUGCCCAUGCUGUGCUGGGUGCCCCCCUCUUGA